UCACAAAAGAGGUGUUGGCCAUUCGCUACCAGGUCAUCCACCUCCCAACAACCCCAGAGGACCUGGAGGUAGUGUCCCGUGGGUUUGCAGGGCUGGCACGCCACAGAGCCUUUAUGAAAGCGGUGGGUGCAAUCGACGGCUGCCACAUACGCAUCACGUGUCCAAGUGGCCCUGAUGGUCAGUGCUAUAGGAACAGAAAACUGUUUCCAUCAAUCAUCUUGCAGGCCGUUUGUGACCAUGGGGGCCGCUUCAUCGACACAUACGUGGCCUGGGUCGGUGCAUGAUUCCAGGGUACUCCGCCACAGCCCACUGUAUAGUCAGUCAGUCUAUCCUCCUCCAGGGCAUUUCAUCCUCGCAGAUGGAGGGUACCCAUGCCUCCAGCGUCCAGUCCCCCUUAUCACACCCUACAAGAGGCCAGUCCAAGGUGUGGGAGCCCAGCGCUUUAACAGCCAUCAUUCCAGGGCACGCUCCAUAAUAGAGCGUGCUUUUGGGAUGAUGAAGAGCAGGUUCAGGGCCAUCUUCCUGCAAGCGCUGGAGGUGCACCACACCUUUGUACCUCAUGUAAUAACAGCAUGUGCCAUCCUCCACAACAUUUGCCUCAGUGCUGGCGACAUUGUGGCUCCUGAGGAUGAACCUGAGGAAGAUGGAGCAGAGGAUGAUGAGGGGGAGGCUGGAUUGGAGGCAGUCAGUGGUGCUCUGUGCUCUGUGAGUUCAGUGAAAUUUGUUUUCAUCAAUUAAAAUAACACAGAAAAAGGUAAGAAAUGUAUUCAAAAAAAAGAAUAUCUGAAGGCACAACCAAUUUGGGAACUAAUUUUCAUUAAUCAAAAACUUUUAGAAUGACAUAACUAAUAGAACAAAGUAAGAACAUUAUCUGAAUAUAUUUUUAACUUGUUUAGGAACUAAUCUUUCCAGUAUGGAAAAAAGUCUGUCCAUCCUGUCCCUGCUCUCCUGUUCUCUCCUCUCCUCAGCCUCCCUUUGGUACUGCAUGUCCUCUUUGAUGAGCUCAAGGAGCUCAUCCCCCCUUUCCCUUCUCCUCUUCCUUCCGGUUGUUGCUGGCUGACCUCCUUCCUCAUCUGUCUCCUCUUCCCUCUCGCUUUGGUCACCCACUGCUGUACUUGGCCCUGGAGUGUCCUCAGGGAGAGAGGAAAUAAGGACAGGGGGCCUAAUGGAAGGCCUCUGUUCCAUCACCUCAUCCAUGAGGCCAAACCAGGGCCAAGUAGCAGCAGUGGG
Messenger RNA from Oreochromis aureus, 1230 nucleotides. RefSeq names its product putative nuclease HARBI1. The transcript is spliced from 2 exons. NCBI's taxonomy places the organism in Eukaryota, Metazoa, Chordata, Actinopteri, Cichliformes, Cichlidae. The coding region runs from base 175 to 738 and encodes 187 amino acids. The record is from RefSeq and is a predicted model, not a curated record.